This is a messenger RNA of Aspergillus viridinutans, 768 nucleotides long. RefSeq lists its product as uncharacterized. Lineage: Eukaryota; Fungi; Ascomycota; Eurotiomycetes; Eurotiales; Aspergillaceae. The transcript has a single exon. The record is from RefSeq and is a predicted model, not a curated record. The coding region runs from base 1 to 768 and encodes 255 amino acids.
AUGGAAGGGGACACCGCACAUCUGGCAAUGAGCCCUGAAGAUCACUACUGCGCCAUACCCAAAGUCUUGCAAGCAUACUCACUCGGGACCACAUAUCCUGCUCUUUUAGUGAUUUGCAUCGUAGGCCUAGUGCGGCUGAUCAGACGUCGACAGCAAGGCCAGUACGCCUUGCCUAUGAGCGAGAUGGAUUCACAAUCCCCGAGGCAGAAGAAGUACGAUUGCGAGGAGCAGACAAAGGAACGGCAACAGACUACGCUCAGUUCGGAGGCUCUCUCGCGCAGAACCUACCCUCUGCCUUCGGCUUGUGAUAUACUGCAACCCCUGUCGCAUCUUGCACCGUUGCCAUCAAGUGGCUAUCUUGCCUCUAUUUUGGGUUGUCAACCGAGUAGAAGCCAAUUGGCAUCUGAAGAAGAUGGUCAGUUGCAGCAGCCUUCUGCACUUGCUGGAUCCGAGGCCAGGGCCGUAUCCGAGGGGAACGUAUCCGAUCGUGAUGAAUAUCGCCCAGCGACAUCGGAUAAGAAUGCUGGCUUGGUCGGCUCAUUCGCCUCGGCCUGUUCUAAAAUAGAAAAUGAGGAUCAACGCCAGGACGAAGCUUCAACAGUACCUGCUGCAUGGUCUGUUGAGACUCACAGACAGGAAAUCUAUGAGCUUCCAGGCUCCGAAGAACUUCAUCCAACUCAGAGAGGAAACCAAACCGUUCACUUUCCUCAGGUUGUGGAUGCAGAAGGCACCCGUUCCUGGAAGCGGUUGAUCGUGGAAUACAGCUGA